Guyanagaster necrorhizus is the source of this 1152-nucleotide messenger RNA. RefSeq names its product P-loop containing nucleoside triphosphate hydrolase protein. Bases 214 to 918 code for a protein of 234 amino acids. The record is from RefSeq and is a predicted model, not a curated record. The transcript has 5 exons. NCBI's taxonomy places the organism in Eukaryota, Fungi, Basidiomycota, Agaricomycetes, Agaricales, Physalacriaceae.
CUGCACAACAAUAUAUCCCACCGCAGGACCGCGACGGUGCUCGUGAGGGAUCCAUGACGACGAUACUACCCUAGCUUCAUCAUUUUCCUGCACUCUACGGCAGCAGAGUUCUAUUGUUGCAUGGCGACGAAGCCACCAUAAAGACGGUGGUUGCAGUGAGAGAGGCGACAAUCCUGGGAAUAACCGCGAUCCUCCUGAUGUCAACGAUGCAGCAUGGAUCAGGCAGCGAUGAUGCUAGCUCAGCACCUUGUCGAUAAAUUGCAACAGACACCGACCAAUGACCGACUCCUGGUGGGCAUCUGUGGAAUCCCAGCAUCGGGGAAGUCUGUAUUUUCGGACCUCCUAGAACAACACACGAACGAGCUACUGGAGAAAUCAGGACAACAAUCUCGCGCAGUGCUCGUCGGUCUCGAUGGAUGGCAUCUCACUCGGGCUCAGCUGGACCAAUUUCCUGACCCCAAAUUGGCGCAUUCCAGACGUGGGAUUCAUUGGACAUUCGACGGCCCGGCUUACCUUACAUUCGUGAAGAGUCUUCGCGCGCCGUUGGAUGCGUCGCCCAUCAUCACUGCCCCAUCUUUCGACCAUGCAGUCAAGGAUCCGACUCCAGACGCAGUCACUAUUCGACCUCACCACCGUAUCGUCAUCAUCGAAGGGCUGUAUACCUGCUUAGCUGUUGAUCAUUGGGCAGAGGCUGGUCGUUUGCUAGACGAACGCUGCUACCUUCGUUUGGACAUUGAGGAGGCAAGGGAGAGGCUGGUGAAGCGUCACGUAUUAACGGGGAUCACCCAGACAUUGGAUGAUGCCCACAUUCGUGCAGAGCAGAAUGAUAUGCCCAACGGUGCCUUCAUUAUUGAUAACAUGUUAGAGCCCACGAGAAUCAUCGACAGCAUUGAAGACCCUACCUUCAAGCUCGCUUGAAAUGACAAAGGGUUGUUGUAGGAGCGCAAGAAAUCUGACAUUAGCCUCAUUAUUAUAGGACAGUAUCUGUGUUCGGCUCCUGUUUCUGUGCAGACCCGAGAAAGCAAACCUAGACACUUGUGUGCUAAAUUUUAUUACCGUGCUACUAACUGACAUUCCCAUGGUAGGACCUGUGAAACAGUUCAAGAUUUUUUCAUUGUGAAUACAUUCGUAUGACAAUUGGAACCGUUUAAU